GCUGACACCGUCAGUCGUAGUUCUCGGCUUUAGUGCUUCGGAGGCUCACGAACGUAGGACCGUCUCAAUAUGUGUGACGACGAUAUUGCUGCUCUGGUUGUGGACAACGGAUCGGGCUUGUGCAAGGCCGGAUUUGCAGGAGAUGACGCUCCCCGCGCUGUUUUCCCAUCAAUCGUCGGCCGCCCCAGGCAUCAGGGUGUGAUGGUCGGUAUGGGUCAGAAAGACUCGUACGUCGGCGAUGAGGCACAGUCGAAGAGGGGCAUCCUCACCCUGAAGUACCCCAUUGAGCACGGAAUCGUCACUAACUGGGAUGAUAUGGAGAAAAUCUGGCACCACACCUUCUACAAUGAGUUGCGUAUUGCCCCUGAGGAGCAUCCGGUGCUGCUCACUGAGCCUCCGCUUAAUCCUAAGGCUAAUCGUGAGAAGAUGACCCAGAUAAUGUUUGAAACCUUUAACACCCCUGCCAUGUACGUUGCCAUCCAAGCCGUGCUUUCCCUGUACGCCUCGGGUCGUACCACCGGUAUUGUGCUCGACUCCGGUGAUGGUGUCUCCCACACCGUGCCUAUUUAUGAAGGUUACGCUCUUCCACACGCCAUCCUCCGUCUUGAUCUUGCCGGUCGCGAUCUAACUGACUACCUUAUGAAGAUCCUUACCGAGCGUGGUUACUCGUUUGUGACCACGGCUGAGCGUGAAAUUGUACGUGAUAUUAAGGAGAAGCUGUGCUAUGUCGCACUUGAUUUUGAGCAAGAAAUGGCCACCGCAGCCUCGUCUUCUUCCCUUGAGAAGUCGUACGAGCUGCCUGAUGGUCAGGUGAUUACCAUCGGUAACGAACGUUUCCGUUGCCCCGAAGCUCUUUUCCAGCCCUCAUUCAUCGGUAUGGAGUCAUGCGGUAUUCACGAAACGACAUUCAAUUCGAUCAUGAAGUGCGACAUUGAUAUCCGUAAGGACCUGUAUGCCAACACUGUGCUCUCCGGUGGAACCACUAUGUACCCUGGUAUUGCUGACCGUAUGCAGAAGGAAAUCACCUCGCUGGCCCCCUCAACCAUGAAGAUCAAGAUCAUUGCUCCUCCCGAGAGGAAGUACUCCGUUUGGAUUGGCGGUUCCAUCCUUGCUUCUCUGUCCACCUUCCAGCAGAUGUGGAUUUCGAAGGAGGAGUACGACGAGUCCGGCCCUGCCAUCGUCCACAGAAAGUGCUUCUAAAUGUUAAAAUAACAACCGACGUCGACAAGGAUUGAGCGUUUUCACGAUAAAAACUACCUACACAUGUCUACUAUCUCCUGACAAAGUCGUCACUCGCAUUCCAAGCGUUGCCUAUCGUAUCUUAUUAUAUAUACGCAUAUAUAUAUAUAUAUAUAUAUAGCCUUAGCUAUUCAUCACAGAUACGUCCACAUAAGUCUUAGAACACGGCAUAAUGGUUAUCAUGUAAUUUACUGAUUAACUACAAAUAAUGUUGUAAAUCAGUGAUGAACAAAUAAUAAAUACAGCCACCUUGCAGCGUUAAAUAUCA
Varroa destructor (honeybee mite) is the source of this 1507-nucleotide messenger RNA. Its product is annotated as actin 403-like. The record is from RefSeq and is a predicted model, not a curated record. NCBI's taxonomy places the organism in Eukaryota, Metazoa, Arthropoda, Arachnida, Mesostigmata, Varroidae.